Messenger RNA from Durio zibethinus, 1738 nucleotides. RefSeq lists its product as uncharacterized. Gene Ontology annotation, biological process: regulation of defense response to fungus. The record is from RefSeq and is a predicted model, not a curated record. Lineage: Eukaryota; Viridiplantae; Streptophyta; Magnoliopsida; Malvales; Malvaceae.
AAUUCUUUGAAAAAAGAGUCCGAAAGUCUUUGGUUGACUUGUUAAAAUGCCAAUUUUAAUGGCAAAAUGCAAAGCAGAAGUGCGGCAGCAGCAGCUCCAACAUUUCAGACACACCUUCUCCUUAAUUACUUCAACAAACAAACAAACAAUCUAAAUUGUCCUUUCCCUCUACAAAUUUAACUAAGACACGACACGUAAGAUGCCAUGUCAUCCGACAACCCCCAACCCCCACUCUCUUUCUAUGUAUCUCUUUCAGCUUCAGCUAAUUCAUUUCAGACAGCACAAAAAGACAGAGCAGAAGAUCUGAAGAUGAUGAGCUUUGUUUGGACGCCAGGAUUUUGACUGUACUAAUAAAGCCUUGAACACCACGAUACUCCAAAACCAUCCCUAAAUUCCAACCCCAAGACCAAACACCCUUCCUUAAACUUAUCUUUUCUUACAAAUUCUCUGCUCUUUAUUUUCUUCACAUUUUGGCUUACCCUAAUUUCAAGGGUAUCUUUCUAUCUCCUGAUCUGGCUCUUUCUUUUUCUUCUAUUUCUAACCUUUAACUUUCUUCAUCACCUCUCAAUCUCAACACAGAACAUUGCUGCUUUUCACUGAUCACCCAUGAUUGUGUUCUCUUCAUAAUUUGCAUAAUCAUUCUUACUUCUUUCCUAGAUUUCAACCUGUUAUAUGCGUUAAAUACUGUCGUUGACUUUGUUUACUUGUGGUUGUUGAUGAAUUCUUGUUGCUAAUAUUACAUUAAUCAGUAAACUCCAUUUCUUUCCAUUUGUAUGCCUGACCAAAUCGAUAUCUUUGCCUAAGCUAGAGACUAGUAGAUCACAGAAUAAUCAUUCUGCUUUGCAACAUUUCAACCCCGUUUCACAUUAUUUUUGCUUACAAGCUAUAUAACAUAAUUUGUCUGUCCUGUUCCUGCCUGUUUUUUCAAGGACAAUUGGUUUCCCUUCUACAUAAAGUUUUAGGUCUUCUCUGUUGUUAAAUCUAUUAUUAGAAUCUGUUGUCAAGCUACAUAGAAUCCCUUGAGAAUUACCACCAACAUGCCUCACAUACAGUCAAAGCCCGUCUAGUAUCUGUUUCUGUUCCUGGUGGAUCAUCCAUAGAAUGCAAUUUGAUUUGUAUCUUUUCAGAAUCAUAAAACGGUGGGAGAUUUUUGUUUUACUUCAAGGACAGUACCUGUGGUUGAAGCUGCCUGUCGCAGAGGUCUGAUCACAGGUUGACUAUAUCUACAAAAUUCUGGAGAAACAUGGCCAGUGGAACUACUCCUAAAGUUCGAUUAGUUAGAUGUCCUAAAUGUCGUUUGGUUCUUCCGGAAGUGGCAGAUUUUCCUGUUUACAAGUGUGGAGGGUGUGAUACAAUUCUUGUAGCUAAAAAUCGAAAAGCCAUUGUCGAAAGCACAUCUAUCUUGCAAGAAACAGAAGCUGUUCACACAGAUAAAUUGGUUCUUGUGUCUGAACAUGGAGAAUCUAGCAGCUCAACUACGCAGGAAGUUCUUCCUUCCCCUCCAAAGUGUGACUUGAGUCAAGAAAGUGGAGGGAAUCAGAAGAUAUCUAGCGACUCUCAUGGUGAGAAGCAUGGUGAGAACUUAUCAAUUGAAGGGCAACAUAAUGAUCACUACAGGAAGGAUCAAAAUACAUUCACUGAUAGUGAUAGUGAUUGUGAUAAGCUUGAUGAAAACAGACCUAAUGAAGGGCAGCAAAAUGGAAGUGGGGAAGUGGAGAGUUACAGCUGGAAUCUUUGA